This is a messenger RNA of Kluyveromyces marxianus DMKU3-1042, 1743 nucleotides long. RefSeq names its product Atg19p (gene ATG19). Gene Ontology annotation, molecular function: zinc ion binding. The transcript has a single exon. NCBI's taxonomy places the organism in Eukaryota, Fungi, Ascomycota, Saccharomycetes, Saccharomycetales, Saccharomycetaceae. The record is from RefSeq and is a predicted model, not a curated record. The coding region runs from base 1 to 1743 and encodes 580 amino acids.
AUGCCCUCUCAAAGCAAACAAUUUGAAAUUGUGCAAGAAGAUGACCUUGGGUCAGGCGAUUUCGGGGUAUUGUUGCAAUAUGAUAACAAGGGGCAAUACAUAAAGGUGACACCUAACCGUAAUCUCAGUAAGUCUACUUUUAUCGUCGCAUGCAAAACUAUCUUCAAUAUAGACAAAGUGUUUGAUCAAUGUACCGUAGUUACCAGGUUGACUAAGAAAGGUGCACCUUUUAUUAUUCACAGCGGCGGUGAUAUGGUGACUUUUUGCGAUGCAUUGUUAAAAGCGCGUCGAUUGACUGUUACUUUGAUUCCUGCUGAGAAGAUUGAAACGAAUGUCCAGUUAGAAAAUGAAGUCAAGGAUCCCUUUAUGCAGGAUGAAUGGAAAAACUUGAAAGAAUCUUUGAGAAGAAUCGAAGCAAAUCUUGAAGGUAAGAUCAAGAACUUUGAGGUUCCAUUUUCAGAGGUCGUUCAUGAAGGUGUCUUAUGUGAUGGUUGUCAGAUUAACGAUGCUAAUCGCAUUAUUAAUACCGAUACCACAGAUUGUAACGGUUUCAUCAGAGGGCCUAGAUUCACUUGUUUGUACUGCCAUGAUUAUGAUUUAUGUUACAAGUGCGAAAGUAGCGGGUUUACUUCGGACACUCAUAAAGUCUAUCACAAUAUGAUAAGAUCGAAUAGUUAUGACCCUAAGCUCACAAGAUUUGUGCUAGCAUAUCAUAGAGCUGGUGAGAUGGACAUAAACUUCCCGUUGGUAUCGAAAUAUAGUGUCUCAGACACCCCUCCAAAGAAGGAGCUAUCAGAAAUCAAAGUUGAAGGGUUUUAUGGAACCAAUGAUAGCACAUCAGAGAAGCCUACAGUUUCGGAGUCAGACCCUAGCUCAGAAUCAAGUGCACCUGCCGAUGCUACGACUAACACAGACCAAGAGUUUAAGGACGUAAUUAUUGAGGUUGGUCAACACAAUAAGCCAAUGUUCGAUUUCUUCUCUAAGAUCCAAUCUGAAGAAGAAUUGAGCAGUCUCAUGCAGGAUGCUGUCAGCUGGAGGAUUGCCAAACAAUGGUACGGAGAGGAUAUCUACGAAAAACUAGAAAAAUACGAAACUAUGAUGAAGGAGAAGGUGCAACAGGAGCAGGCAGAUUCUGAUGCAGUAAUUGACGAGGAUUCUUUGGGGAACGAUCAGAAAAAUCGAUCUUUACGCGUAGAGAUGUCCCAAAAAGGCCAUUUACUAACAUUUAAGCUCUUCAACGAUGGGGAUGAAACUAUUCCAAAUGGCUUGAAGUUAGUUUUCCAAUGUGAACAAAGGGAUCGUGUAUCGACCCCAAUUAAAUGCAACUUACAAAUGGGACCUAAUGAACUACAGCCAGGAAACUACAAAAUCUUGAAUUUCAAUUACCGUGGCACUCUUGAAGAGUUUAGCUUCGACUGUCCAUGUAAGAUUGAUUUGAUCGACGUUAGGGACCAAAUUGUCUACACAAGUGAAGAAUGCGCUUCACCCGGGUCAUCGGUGUUCUAUCUAAAGCCCCCAACGUGUGAAAUGUAUAGGCGGGCCAGUUACAGAGACGUUCCUUGCAAUGAGGAGUAUGAAGGUCGUGACGGACAAUAUGAGGAACCAAACGCUUUCCACUCUGACACUGACGUUAUAUCUACAUCAUUUACGGAGCAAGAAGACAACGGUGAAGAAGCGGUAUUUGUGGAUUCACUCUCAGAAGAUUAUGACUUGCUCAGUGAUUCGGACAUUGAACAAGUAUAA